AUGAGAGUCUCUUCCAUCUUCGCCGUCCUGGCGGCUGCCAGCAGCGCCCUUGCCUACUCGGCCGAGUUGAUUCCGGCCGGCGUCCCUCGCAACGUGGACGAGUUUCGCGUUAAGCACCCUUACCAGAAGCGCUCCAGGGGCUGCCGUAACACCUACACUUUGCGUGCCUCGGAGAACGAUCUGGAUGACGUCUCUGACGAGUUUGUUGAGGGUCUGAAGCUGGCCAACAACGGUGGCACUCUGCACCUCCCCGCCAACCAGACAUUCAUCAUUGGAAAGCCGCUCGAUCUGACGUGGCUCAAUGAUAUCCACGUUCACUGGGAGGGUGAGAUCAAGUUCACCAACGACACCCCGUACUGGCAGGCCAAUGCCUUCCACCACCCGUUCCAGAACUCCAUCAUGUUCUGGAAGUGGGGAGGCAAGGACGUCAAGCUAUAUGGCCAGGGUGUUUUGAACGGUAACGGUCAGAGAUGGUGGAACGAGUUUGCCGGUCUUGAGAUCCUGGACCCCACAAACGCUUACCUCCGGCCUAUCCUGUUCUAUGCGGAGAACGCGACCGGAUUGUCCAUUGAGGGCAUCCACUUCAAGGACUCUCCUUGCUGGACUACCUUCAUCGUGACUUCCAAGGACAUCUCCUUCACGGACGUCAUUGUUACCGCCGAGACCAACAACCACACUGCCGAGCCCAAGAACACCGACUUCUUCGACUCUCUGAACGUUGAGGAUGUCCGCGUCAAGCGCGCCUGGGUGAACAUUGGUGACGACUGCUUCUCCCCCAAGUCCAACGCCACCAACGUCCACGUCGACACCAUGUACUGCAACGGCACCCAUGGACAGUCCAUCGGAUCUCUUGGCCAGUACGCUGGCGAGAAGAGCUUCGUCAAGGACGUCGUCAUCGAGAACGUCUGGAUGCUCAACGGCCAGCACGGCGCCCGCCUCAAGACCUGGGCCGGCCCCAACAUCGGCUACGGCUUCAUCGACAACGUCACCUUCCGCAACUUCUGGCAGGCGAACAACGAGUACACGGCCUUCAUUGACUCGUGCUACUUCAACAUCAACGCCACCACCUGCGCUGCGUACCCCUCCCAGAUGAACAUCAGCAACAUUCUAUUUGAGAACUUCUCUGGAUACUCGAGCGGCAAGUAUGGCCGUGCUAACUUCAACAUCACUACCCCGUGCGGUGGUGACCCCGUCAUUCUCUGCGACGGUAUCAAGGGAGACAUUGGCACGCCCUGCGUUUCGGCCACCAGUGAUGAGGGUAAGGCUGCCUUGGCGGCUAAGUGCACAACUGCCCUGGCUGUAGCCACUCCAUGGGACGUCAGGCCCUUCAAGGGUUGA
Colletotrichum scovillei is the source of this 1338-nucleotide messenger RNA. RefSeq names its product glycosyl hydrolase family 28. Gene Ontology annotation, biological process: carbohydrate metabolic process. Gene Ontology annotation, molecular function: polygalacturonase activity. The transcript has 4 exons. Bases 1 to 1338 code for a protein of 445 amino acids. The record is from RefSeq and is a predicted model, not a curated record. NCBI's taxonomy places the organism in Eukaryota, Fungi, Ascomycota, Sordariomycetes, Glomerellales, Glomerellaceae.